Messenger RNA from Pelobates fuscus (common spadefoot toad), 4093 nucleotides. It is a transcript of the gene DYRK2, whose product is annotated as dual specificity tyrosine phosphorylation regulated kinase 2. NCBI's taxonomy places the organism in Eukaryota, Metazoa, Chordata, Amphibia, Anura, Pelobatidae. The transcript is spliced from 3 exons. Gene Ontology annotation, molecular function: protein serine/threonine kinase activity; protein serine/threonine/tyrosine kinase activity; ATP binding. Gene Ontology annotation, cellular component: nucleus; cytoplasm; cytoskeleton. Gene Ontology annotation, biological process: peptidyl-serine phosphorylation; peptidyl-threonine phosphorylation. The record is from RefSeq and is a predicted model, not a curated record. The coding region runs from base 288 to 2087 and encodes 599 amino acids.
CAUCAUUACAGGCAGCCAGCACACACCGGCCGUUACAGGGGGGCUCUCAUUCAUAGCUGGCCAGUAAAGACCCCCAUUGUGGCCAGUACAGGGGGUGGAGACACUGAUUGCCCGGCUCUGUCUGUCUCCCCUAGGGAGAGCUGGAGGAGGGCCCGGGGGCCGCCCUUAGUGUGUAGGCCGGGGAUGCCGGGCGCCCCCUCCCUGCAGCUGAGCGGAGUAUCCGGGGAGAGCAGGAGCCGGAGGAGGAGGAGGUCCAUGAGAUCGGUGGGAGCCGGAGACCGGAGUUCAUGACCCCCCCUGCCCCCUCCGCCAUGUUAACGAGGAAGAGCUGUGCCGCUGCUGGCAUCCACCCUGCCGCAGGGAGAGGAAGUGAAGGCAUUAGUCAGAUGCAACCAUCACCAGGAUUACCACGAUCUGCCGCAGGCACAGGACCGCCAUCACCUGUAUCUUUGCCACCACUCAGAGCUGGCAACUCUGCGCAUAUGAUCGGAGGCAAUAAGCACACCAUGAAUGAACACCUGCACAUUAGCAGCCAUGGACAGAUCCAGGUGCAACAACUGUUUGAGGAGAACAGCAACAAGCGGACUGUCCUGACAACACAACCAAAUGGGCUUACGGCAGUUGGAAAAAGUGGAAUACCGAUUGUUACAGAAAGGCAGCUCGAGAGCACACACAGAAGGCAAGGAAGCUCUAGCUCUUUGAAGUCAUCUGAUGGGACAACCAAGGUAAAGCAGUCUUCAUUAACUCCGGAGCAAACAAUGAAGCAAUACAUGCAGAAGCUGAGUACCUUUGAGCACCAUGAAAUUUUCAACUAUUCGGAAAUAUUCUUUUUUGGUCCCAAUGCAAAGAAGCGUCAAGGUGUGAUUGGAGGCCCAAACAAUGGCGGCUACGAUGAUGAGCAGGGUUCAUAUGUUCAAGUGCCACAUGACCACGUAGCCUAUAGGUAUGAAGUGCUGAAAGUAAUCGGGAAAGGAAGCUUUGGACAAGUUGUGAAGGCUUAUGAUCACAAGCUACAUCAGCAUGUGGCAUUAAAAAUGGUACGAAAUGAAAAACGCUUUCACAGGCAGGCUGCAGAAGAGAUCAGAAUCCUCGAACAUCUGAAGAAACAGGAUAAGGACAACAAUAUGAAUGUCAUUCACAUGUUGGAGAACUUCACAUUCCGUAAUCAUAUCUGCAUGACAUUUGAACUUCUGAGUAUGAACCUCUAUGAACUUAUAAAGAAGAAUAAAUUCAUGGGCUUCAGUCUGCCGUUGGUUAGAAAAUUUGCUCACUCAAUUUUACAGUGCUUAAAUUCACUUUACAAAAAUAGAAUUAUCCACUGUGACCUUAAACCUGAAAAUAUUUUAUUGAAGCAACAGGGUAGAAGUGGCAUUAAGGUAAUAGACUUUGGUUCAAGCUGUUAUGAUCAUCAGCGUCUCUACACAUAUAUACAGUCUCGUUUUUAUCGUGCACCUGAAGUUAUUCUUGGUGGUCGCUAUGGAAUGCCUAUAGACAUGUGGAGCUUGGGUUGUAUUCUUGCAGAACUAUUGACUGGUUAUCCACUUUUACCUGGGGAAGAUGAAGGUGAUCAGCUUGCGUGUAUGAUUGAGUUGUUAGGUAUGCCACCCCAAAAACUACUAGAUUCUUCAAAAAGAGGCAAAAACUUUUUCAGCUCCAAAGGUUACCCUCGUUAUUGCACUGUUACGAGCCUGCCUGAUGGUUCAGUGGUACUUAAUGGUAGUCGCUCUCGAAGAGGAAAAUUGCGUGGUCCACCUGGGAGUAGAGACUGGGUGACUGCACUUAAGGGCUGCGAUGAUCCUCUAUUUCUGGACUUUUUAGCGCAGUGUUUAGAAUGGGAUCCUACAUUGCGUAUGACACCUAGCCAGGCUUUGCAGCAUCCAUGGCUACGGAGACGUUUGCCAAAGCCUCCAACUGGGGAAAAGCCCUCAUCUAAAAGAGUAACUGAAAGCUCUGGUGCUAUAACAUCAAUUGCAAAAUUACCUCCCACUUCUGGCUCUUCUGCAAAAAUAAAGACCAACUUAGCUCAAAUGACUGAUGCCAAUGGAAAUAUACAGCAAAGGACGGUAUUGCCAAAGCUGGUUAGCUGAUUUUUGACACAGACACUGAUACCGUGUUGAGCCUUAUGCAUUUGAAGACACAGCUCAAAUCUAGAACAUUUUUAAUGAUUCAAUCUAACGAUUUUAUGUCUGCAACUUUGGUUUUUUAACUUUGAGAUUUUGUAUUGUAAACAAAGGGGACAAUGCUUUAAGGUUUUAAUCUUUUUUUUUUUUCUAAAUUAAUUUGUUGUUUGCUUUACUAAAUUUAGGAAGUGUCAUGAAAUCAGUGGCUGGCCACUGAGUCAAAUAUUUUGACUGUUAAAAUAUUUAUUGGUGUCAAAAGUGUUAAGCACGAUAUGUUGUGGUCAGCAGAAUUUAGGCUUGGAGUCAUGUAAACUAUUUUAUUUCAUGAAAUAAUUGUUUUACAUGCAUUGCAGAGUUACCCAUCCCAAUUUUACUCGAUUUGUUGAUGUACCUUGUGCCACACUGGUAAUUCAGACUAGUGAAGUUACAUUGUUUGAGCAUAUUUUCACCCAUCAAAGAAACAAAAAAAAGGGUCAGGUUUAUUUAAAGGACACUCCUUGCAUCAUAACCACAAUGGCCCAUUGUUUAAUGUGGCAGUGGUGCACUGAUGCCCUGCCAGUGUAAGUAGUCAAAUCAUAUUGAGGACUGCUUGGCCACUUUCCCUGGAGCCAGAAGCACCUACAAAGAACUUCAAUGCAGGAUCGACUCAUUGGCCGACGGUGUCAGUUGAGUGAUUUGUGCCAAUGAGUACCUCCCUGUACCAAUGGGCUUACCUCGUUGCAGGAGCUUCUGGCUUGAUGAGUACCCAGCAGAUUUCUUGGUAAUUUGUCAAUCUGAUUACCCUGGGAAGGCACAGGCUAUUUCUUACUCCAUACCAAGUAAAGCGGGCUGUAGUAGUUAUAGUGCUUGGAUUGUUCCUUUUACAAACAGUCUGUUUUAUACAACACUAAAAUCCUGGUGUUCUCUGGCAUUCUGUUGGUGAUUCCACAUGUCAGUGCACUUUUGCUGGUUGUGAUUGUUGCUUAUGUUACACCUCCAUGCUCAACCACAGCUUUGUGUGAGACAGCUAAUAAAAGUGCUCAAUUGAAUGACUGUCAGAUUCUCUUGCCAAUAGUAACCCAGAGAAUGUCAGCAGUUAACAGGCUAAUACACAGAUCUAUUGAUGCUUAAAAAGGAAGCACUAGGAAGGGCGCAUAGUGCUCUGUCCUGUUACCUUAAGAAGAGUGGAAAAGUUAGUUUUAAAGUGCUUUUUUUUUUUUUUUUUUUUACAUUACUGUUUACAUUGUUUCUGUUUUGUCAUAGAAGCAAUUUAACAGACAAAACAGACUAGUUUUUCUUUUUAAGUGAAAUAUUUUGCAAACAAAUCUGAACUAUAUUGCAGCUCUACAUUUUAAACAACUUUUACUUUGACUUUUGGAAAUGUAGGUGAUUUCAAGAUAGGAUAUUUAUGAAAAAUAGAACAUUAUUAAUUUAAAUCUUAGUAUUAACUGAUUUAUGAUAUUAUAUGGAGUUAUAGAAGAGAGAAUGUGAAUUAUUUAAAUUUGAAGUUUUUUUAUUUUAUUUUUACACAUUUUGCUUUAAAGGCAUUUCUGACUUUUGGCCAGGGUACUAUUUAUUUAGCAUAUUGAAAACAAUAUCAGAAAUAGCGUUGGGACGAGGAUUGUGUAACCAUAAGUUGGCUACAGUAGCACUAACAUUCCUGCCGCCAUUUUGUUCUGAGAUUGGUGUGGUGGGAUAAGUUGCACUGCUUCUGGUUGUUAAAUCCUUAUUUUGACUGUUAACCUCUGAAUUGCAGACAAAGAAGAAUUUUAAUUUGAAAACAAACACAUACGUGGAGGAAGGAGAAAAAAAAACCUUAAAAAUGUGAUCAGUAAUACUUUAUUUUGUUGUAAAAAUGUGAAAGUGGAGUGAAACAUGGAUGUUUUAAUUAAAAUCCUACAGAACUCCAGACUAAUUGCAUUAUAUUUGCUUUUAAAAAAAAUUCAAAUAUUGUUUUCUUUUUUAUAUAACUUAAAGCAUCGUCCCCCCCACCC